CGGGCCAGCGCUUAUUAUUACGUAUAUCACGUAUAUCCACCAUCAAUGAAUUGACCCAUUCCAGGCAGCCUAGACGGGAUAGUUUCACGAAUGUGCCAUACAGCUAUGAUCUGGGACACCAAGACGCAUCCCGAACUAUCUGGUUCCCUUUGAUGCACAGCAUCUUCAAUUCAUUCACUUCGUCCGCUAUUGUCGUCAUCACUUUAUAUCAUUCUUUACAUUGAUUGCCAUCGUCAGCUUAGCUUACCAAUAAGCAAUCAUGAAUACCCGUCCAGUUAUCGAAACUCCCAGCGAGCAUGCUGCUCUUUCUGUCACCUUCAACAGCGACGCAAGUCGAUUUGUUGUUGGUUUAGAUUCUGGAUUUUGCAUUUUCCUAUCUAAUUCUAGCCAAAUACAAACCGCAAGAGUUUUCAAUGCGGGCCUCGGACUUGUCCAAAUGAUGGGGAAUGCUAAUUACCUUGCUCUCGUGGGUGGAGGCCGUUCACCCAAAUUCCCACAGAACAAAGUCAUAAUAUGGGAUGAUAGCAAGGGUAAAAUAGCUCUUGAGUUGGCGACUCUUACUGCUGUUCGCGGUGUCCAAAUCUCUAAGUCGAGAAUUGCCGUGGUCCUGCAGAACAGCGUGCGUGUAUAUGCUUUUCAAAAGCCACCUCAGCCACUCGCGAGAUAUGAGACGGCAGACAAUUUCCUCGGACUUUGCUGUCUAACCGAGAAAUAUCUUGUUUUCCCCGGUAGGACAGCCGGCCAGGUUCAAGUCGUACAGCUAGCGACAGACAGUGUCAGCAUUAUCCCCGCACAUUCUUCCAGCUUGAGGGCGCUGCAGCUAAGUUCGGAUGGGGAAUUAUUAGCCACAGCAAGCGAGAAGGGCACGAUUGUUCGCAUUUUCUCCACAAGUAGUUGUGCAAAGCUCGGAGAGCGACGGCGCGGCAGCGAGUUUGCUACUAUAUAUUCGUUACGUUUCAGCCCAUCCGGAAACAUGCUGGCUUGUACCUCGGACAAGGGGAGCUUACAUAUUUUCGACGUCCCUAAUCCACGCAAAACUAGGCCAGUGUCACCAGCACCAAGCAGCGGCAGUUCCAGCGAGGCUAAGAAUAAAUGGGGUAUUUUAAGCAAUAUUCCAUUUGGCCCCUUUUCCGAUGUCUACUCAUUCACCUCUGCACCGUUCGAGACGGGUGAAGAGCCCCUCCUCCCUAGCCCCGCAAGCGCGAUAGCUCGAGGAGACAACACUGUAUUAGGCACUAGUAGGCCAAUGAAAGGUGUCAUCGGCUGGGUAGAUGAGGGGACCCUUGUGGUUGUCGGUGCUGGACAGGACGCAAGAUGGGAAAAAUUCGUACUCAAGGAGGAAGACGGUCGUACCGUUGUCGUUAGGGAAGGAUGGAAGAAAUAUCUCGGGAAUUAGGACGAGCUCAGGGAAUAUUACGAGCAGCCCGUAGAAUCAUGGUUGGUAGAUCCACAGAGUCGCGUUGGGGGUAUUGAUUCGAAUCGGCAUGGGAAUUCAGCACGGAGUAUAUGGUAUGGGAUC
Molecule: messenger RNA, 1519 nt
Organism: Hypoxylon trugodes
Lineage: Eukaryota; Fungi; Ascomycota; Sordariomycetes; Xylariales; Hypoxylaceae
Product: WD40 repeat-like protein
Exons: 4
Coding region: 260-1396 (378 amino acids)
Biological process (GO): autophagy of mitochondrion; protein localization to phagophore assembly site; protein lipidation
Cellular component (GO): phagophore assembly site membrane; cytosol; extrinsic component of membrane
Molecular function (GO): phosphatidylinositol-3,5-bisphosphate binding; protein binding; phosphatidylinositol-3-phosphate binding
Source: RefSeq, a predicted model, not a curated record